Messenger RNA from Solanum pennellii, 806 nucleotides. RefSeq lists its product as uncharacterized. The coding region runs from base 164 to 436 and encodes 90 amino acids. The record is from RefSeq and is a predicted model, not a curated record. NCBI's taxonomy places the organism in Eukaryota, Viridiplantae, Streptophyta, Magnoliopsida, Solanales, Solanaceae. The transcript has a single exon.
UUGCUUUCUCCUCUUUCCACUUUCUGUUUCCCAAUUUUACUUCGGCAACACGGAUUCCAAAUUUUAAUUUUAACAUUCCUUAAUUAUAAAUACAUCUAAUUCUUCACCUUCUUUUCUUCAUACUCAAGUUUUAACAUCAACUAAGCAAUUACAAAGAAGACGCAUGAAGAUGAUAAUGUCAAUUUUCAGUUCCUUUGAUGCUCUCACCGCUGAGAUCUUUGGACUAAAGGUGACCCCUUCUUGGGCACCGGCCACUUCUGACAACAAACAACAAGGUCUACUAUCCCAUCGCAAGACCGCCGCUUCUCCGACGUCUAAUUCCUCAACCGGUGAACUCAACAAGGCCGGAGAGGCGGCAUCGGCGCAGCAAAGGAGGCCGAGGUUUGCACCGGAAUUGGAUGGGCUCCACUGUUUCGAAACAAUUCUUCCCUAUUGAUUUCUACAUUAAGUCUAAAAGAUUGUACUUGUCUGAUUGUAACUAACUGGCCAUGGCCAUGGCCAUGUAACCGUAAAUCACGGAGGUUGAUACAAUAUAGUGUAGUAUUAAAUCUGAUGAUUCAUUUCUCAACUUCAAUUCAUAUUUUUCUCUGUUUUUUUAAUCAGUUCUCCAAUCAAUUAUUGAUCUUCCCCAAGAGUAGAAACAAAGAAAACAACAGAGGUUGAACCAAAAGGGGAAUAUGUUGUAUAUUUCGUCUACUGCACGUUUGUGUAAUUCCACUGUUCUCCAGUUGAACGUACGAUCGAUGUGAUAAGUAAUGUUUUACUUUUCUCGUCUGUCAAGGCAAUUAAUAUCCCUUAGCUUUCUA